GGUUACUGAACAGUCGCGACUGUUUAUCUUCAACGUCCACCUCUGGCUUUAUUUAUAAAUAUUUGUGCUCAAACUUUUCAAGCUCCAUCAUCGUAUUUUCAACAUCAAAAUAUUAAAUCUUAUCGCUCUCAGGUAUUCUGUCUGAUGGAGGGAAGUUCAUUCGAGGGCGAUUGCGAGUUCUAUUCUCCACAAACUAUUGUCUUAGUUGGAAGAAAGGGUAAUGGGAAAAGCGCAACGGGAAACAAUAUUCUUGGAACAAAACUAUUUAGAUCUGAGCGUAGUUCAUCUGUUGUAACAACUACCUGUGAGUCGAAAUCAACAACAUUGAAAGACUGCCGGAAGAUAAACGUGAUUGAUACCCCUGGUAUCGAUAUUAACUGUGAAACAGAAGCAGAGAUUUUAGGUUCUUGUGCUGAUACUAAAUUUACUGAGGGGAUUAUCAAUAUGGUUGGGGAUGGUAUUCAUGCAUUUCUAGUGGUCUUGUCAAUUCGUAGUCGGUUUUCAACAGAGGAAGAAGCUGUGAUAAGGAGCCUGCUGAAACUUUUUGGAGGAAAAAUUUGUAAUUACAUGAUAUUUGUUUUCACUGGUGGUGAUCUACUUGAGAAGGAUGAUGAGACUUUGCAAGGUUUCUUACAUGACUGUCCUGAAAAGUUAAAGGAAUUCUUAAGGCUGUGUGAGAAUCGGUGUGUUCUUUUUGAUAACAAGACAGAAGAUCAAACAAAAAGAUCAGAUCAAGUAGAGAAACUUUUUUCAGUUGUAGACAUAAUGUCAAGAAAGAAUGAUUGGAAACUAUACACCAUUGAGAUGUUCACAGAAUGGAAGAAAGAAACUAUGGAACAAGCUGAAAAUUCUCAAGCCUUGAAGGAGUCCAAGCAAUUUAACGAACUGGAAGUAUCAAUGCGGACAGAUCCGAUGCAUAAUGGGCAGUUGAAGCGAAUAAUUGAAAUGGUUGAGCCGAAAAUGAAUGAGAGAACUUUAAGUCUUGAACGACAAUUGGCAGAAGAGCGGGCUGCACGGUUGAAGGCUGAAGAGGAUGCUACAGUCGCUCAACAGAAAUCAGAUGAGGAGAUUCGUUAUAUAAGAGAACAGAUAGAAAUCGCCACGAAGAGUCGGAGGGCUCUACGCAAUCUCUCUGAGAUCAAGAAUGCCUUAUGUGUUAUCUUGUGAUAUCUGAUUAGUUAACAACACACUAGUAAGUGGUAAGUUGUUCAAAUAACGGUUUCUUGUUCGAGUGUUGAAUGGUUCUGUCUACAAAUGUUUGUUACUUUUGACCUUAAUUUGAGGUAUCUUUUGAAUGUUUU
Molecule: messenger RNA, 1301 nt
Organism: Helianthus annuus (common sunflower)
Lineage: Eukaryota; Viridiplantae; Streptophyta; Magnoliopsida; Asterales; Asteraceae
Product: immune-associated nucleotide-binding protein 9
Exons: 6
Coding region: 145-1167 (340 amino acids)
Molecular function (GO): GTP binding
Source: RefSeq, a predicted model, not a curated record